AUGGAUUACGAUUAUAAUGACGACCAUUAUGAAGAUGAUUUACCAGUUUUAUCAUUACCUACUGCACCUUCAAAAAACAAGACUUCAAAUAAUAGUUAUGAACAAGAUAAUACUGGAAAUGAUCGUACAUCGAGUUUACUUCAGAAUUGGAAAAUACUUUAUGACACAAGUCUUCGUUCUUUACAAUCUGAUGAUGCAUAUCAAACAUCAGUUCCAAUAACACCAUCAUAUUUUGGUCGACAACCAUCGAUUGAAAGACCUACGAUUGGAAGAUCUUAUACAUCUACUUAUCAAUCACAAGUAAUUUCGAAUACACCUAUUUAUGAAUCACAAAUAAUUUCAAAUACACCUACUUAUCAAUCACAAGUAAUUACAAAUAUACCUACUUAUCAAUCACAAGUAAUUUCAAAUAUACCUACUUAUCAAUCACAAGUAAUUUCAAAUACACCUAUUUAUGAACCACAAAUAAUUUCAAAUACACCUAUUUAUCAAUCACAAGUAAUUUCAAAUACACCUAAAUCAAAAUGGGAAGUACGUUUACCUCAACUACUUAAUGGUACAGUUGGUCCUGAUCGUCAAAAACGUGAUAUUAUACGACGACAUACAACUAAUAUUGUCUUUCAAGGAUCCAAUUCAAAUACGAAUGGAUUUAACUCAUAUUUGUCGUCACAAGUAUCGAAUGAAACUGUUAAUGAUCGACCAAUUAUUCCACUUGUUAAACAAAUAAGACAAAAUUUUGAUCGAAUGAAGGUUAAUGAUACACUGCCUGCUAGUCCUAGAAAUCGUAGACAAUUUCCACUUGAUAAUUCUUCAAACAUCCGUCGAGUAGCUAGUCUAAAUUAUCAAAGAGAAGCUGCUGAUUCUCGUGAACGUUUAAAUCAACAACCACGUCCAAUGUUACCUAUUCGUCAAACAACUGAAAUAACAACUUUAAAUUCAAGAUCAGCUAGUACUGAAGAAUUAAAUAAUCGAAUGCCAAUAAAUAAUAGUCGUAUUCAACGAAACAAAAUAAGUCCACCUAUUAGUUAUCCAAAAUAUUCUUAUCCACCACUUCCAACCAAAUCUGUCGUUAAACAAUUAAUUGGUGGAGGCGCUACACUUGUUUAUGAUAGUAUAUCAGAAUCUGGUCCAUCAAGGAAAAAACCAGCUGUCAUCAAACAUCAAAAAAACAUUCAACAAAUAACACAUACUUUAACAAAUACAAAUUCAACUUUGUCAGGUCGACAAUUACGAUCUGAUGCUAGUGAUAGUCCUUCUGCAACACCUCGCAAGAAUAAAACUAAUAAACAGAAACUGAUUAAAUCAAAAGAAGAUGAAACACCUGAAUCUUAUUAUGAAGCUGUAUCACUUCAAGGAUCAACUGAUUUAUCCGACAAUAAUGAUGUUCAAGGUUCUAAUGAGCCUGUCGAUCAUGAUAACAAUACAAAUGAAAACGAAGCAGAAAAUUAUUAUCCAGCUUUUGAUGUUGACUAA
Messenger RNA from Rotaria sordida, 1473 nucleotides. Lineage: Eukaryota; Metazoa; Rotifera; Eurotatoria; Philodinida; Philodinidae. The record is from the annotation of a GenBank genome assembly.